Centruroides sculpturatus (bark scorpion) is the source of this 1263-nucleotide messenger RNA. Its product is annotated as transmembrane protein 237-like. Gene Ontology annotation, cellular component: ciliary transition zone. Bases 67 to 1251 code for a protein of 394 amino acids. The transcript has 4 exons. Lineage: Eukaryota; Metazoa; Arthropoda; Arachnida; Scorpiones; Buthidae. The record is from RefSeq and is a predicted model, not a curated record. Gene Ontology annotation, biological process: cilium assembly.
UUGUUUACACACGUGCUUGCGAAUGGAUUAUUGUUUAGAUUUGAUCUAAUUACAUUUAAUUUUAAAAUGAAUGAAAGAAAAUUAACGAGGAAUUUAUCACCGCUGCCAAAAAUCGUAAAAUCGGAACCACUUCCGAAUAUCAAGUCAAAAAAAUCACGCAAGAAAUCACAAAAAAUCAAAAUUGUAGAAGGUAACCGAAGGAAUUUAGAAAAUGAAGAAGAAGAAGAUAAAGAAAUUCAGCAAAAUAUAUUUUCUAUAAGUGGAAGACUUCACGAUUUGGAUAAAGAUGGUGAUUCUGAAGUUAAAAGUAUUGAGGAAAUAUCAAACGACGAUCAAAAUAGACAAUUGCCUGUUAAGCCGAAAAGAACUAAAAAAAGCCGUAGUAAACAUGGUCCAUCUCAGGAAGUAGCUAAUGAGAAUUUAGCAGAAAAUCCUGAAAACAGAGAACAACAGACUAAUAUAUCAACAGAAAAUCAGAAAGAUAGAAGAAGUUCAUCCAUAGGUUUAAGUGGAAAAUAUCCACAACAUAGACAGAGUCAGUCAGUUGGAAAACUUUUUGUGGAACAUAAAAAUAAAUUUAUAUCAGUAGAUCAGUCGGAAGAAAACGAAGACUCAAAUAAAAUUAAAUCAUACUCUCCUCCCUCACAAUUAGCAUUAGACGUGGCCAUAAAAAAUCAGAAAUAUUUUUGUAUUGUCGGAACUUUCUGCUGCGGUCUGCUGGCCGGAAUAGGACUGUGGCAGUGUGUCAUUCCAUAUCAGUCGGAUCCUCCGGAAAAAGACAUUCACAGUUAUCUUAAUUAUUGUAAAAGAUGGAUAUUACCUUUUCAAUCUUUAUUUUUUUCACUUUUGGUAAUUUCUACAAUAUUUGCUUUUGAUAGAUACGAUCUGUUUCAUCUACGGUGGAAUACGAUAAAAAAAUCAUUCGUCUGUCAAAAUGGGCUUGUCAUCGUUAUUAUAUAUCCUGUGACUUUAAUAUUAUCUCUUAGCGUAAUUGGCAUCGAUAACAAAAUUUCUCUUUACGAAAAGAAUUCGUCUUUGUGGAUAUCCAUGAGUCAUCAAGAAAUGGUCGACGAAGUUGUCUACUGGAGAAACAUGAACACCGCUCGAUGUACCGGAGCGGUACUAGGUUGGAUUAUAGUCGCUAUCCUGCCCAAAAAAGACUACUUUGGGGAAUUCCUGAAAAGAAUUCGAGAAGAGGACGACAGUAUUCCCGACACGUCUCGAUCCGAAAAUCAAUGCGGAUCGGUAUAGAUAAUAAAUAAU